Molecule: messenger RNA, 4197 nt
Organism: Pediculus humanus corporis (human body louse)
Lineage: Eukaryota; Metazoa; Arthropoda; Insecta; Psocodea; Pediculidae
Exons: 17
Coding region: 1-4197 (1398 amino acids)
Source: RefSeq, a predicted model, not a curated record
AUGGAAAGUAAUGUUUUUGAUUUUCCGGACAAUCAAAUCUGUAUUCCUGAACCCAGUGAUUUUACAUCGGAAAAUAAAGAAAAUGAUGUGGAUGAUCCUGUAAGCGUUUAUUUUAAAAAAAGAUGUAGGAACUCCGCUAAAGCUUUUUUAAACAAAUACUCUGAAACCGAUAGUGAUUCUUCAAUAGGAGUGAUAGACUUAGACAAUAUUUCUCUUUUUGGUGAAUUUGAUGAACCAGAGCCUGAUGAUUUAAAACUUUUGAGAAAUUCAUAUCCUCUUUUAGAAAAACCUGACAGUAGUAAGAAAAAUGGGAGCAGUAAACAUUCAGAAGUAUCUUCAAAGCUGUCUCUCGAUCCAAAAAGUUUACUCGAUAAGCAAAGAGCCUUGGCUCAAAAAGCGUUAAUGAAAGUUUUUAAUCAAAAUAAUGAUGUCACAAAUGAAACAACAAAUUUUGAAACCACUAGAAACAGUCAUGUUUUAGUUGAUGUUUCACAUAAACUAAAUACUGACAAACCAUUAAAUAAAGAUUUAGAAAAAAAAUGGUUUAAUCCGAAUUUUAGCCCCGAUACUCCUAGAUGUUUUAAUGAUGAAUUAAAUUCAUUUAACACAAAUGAUUUUUUAAUGACAAAUCAAAACAAAAACAAUGAUUCUUAUGAAACUGCAUCAAAUGCAGAUAAAAUCAGACAAUCACAGUAUAAAAAAAAACUAAAUAGUCUUAUAAAUGAUUUUAAUAAGUGCAGCAUAAAUUCUAAUUGGACGUUCGAAAGUCAAACUACAGAAGAUCAAAUCAAUAGAUUAGAGGAAGAUGAAAGACAAUUUAAGCUUGAAAAUUCUGCCUUACUUCAUAAUAGUAACAUAUCCCAAUUUUCAGGAAUAGCAGAUGCUUCUCAUUGGCCUUUUGGAGAAUUAAACAGUAAAGAAGAGGAAAUCAAUAAGUUAUCAAUUGGGGAGUUUUUUAAUAAAAGAUCUGAUAGAAUUAGUUCCUUGCUGGGUUCAUCAAAAAUUAGUGAUAAAUAUAAACAGUUUCUUUUAACAUCUGUAGAUGAAACUCAGAAUUCUGUUAAUCCCGAGUCGAAAAUACUUGGUUCAAAUAUAAAAAAAUCAGAUAAAAUUAUGCCACGUAGAUGCUUCUCAACUUAUGACACAAAAACAGCAUCGGAAAGUUUUAAAGCCAACAGGAUUUCAAGCGAUUCAAAUGCCAGUAACAGUACCUUGUUUAUUCAAAACAUUAUAGCGGAAAUGGAACCUGGAUUAACGGGCACCCAAAUUUAUGAAAAGUUAAUCAAAACCUACGGAACAAAAAAUAUCGCGGAGAAAGAAAACAAUAAUAAACCCUUAACCAAACAAUUUCAUGAAAAUAACGAAACUCCGAAAAGUUCAAAAAAUCAAAAAAAAAAUGAAGAUUGUAAAUCGUCGUUAAAUGACGAAUUUAAUAGCAAUUCAAAAAAAGAACCGAAAAAUUUUAAUGCUCUUCUUGAUACGUCUAAAUCAUCACAGUCUCUGAAUAGUAAUUUCGAUAAUAGCAGACCGAUUCAUUUACGAAGUGAUUUAAAUGCUGAUCAAAGUAUUUCCAUUUUGAGACAUGAAAAAAUAAAAAGCUUAAAAGGAAAAAAAGGUUUUGACGCUUCCACUCCGAAAAUGAGACAUUUGAAAUCGCAAGAUGACAAAUUUCAAACCGCAUGCAAUGAAGUUAAAAUGCAAGAAAAUGACUGGGAAGCCCCGAAAGUCAGCUUCAUACAACCUACUCCCGGCUUUAAAAGCGAAGAUGUUGAUGAUAAUGAAAAAACUUUAACGAUUAGUUUAAAUUCAAUUUCGAGUUCGGAAUCAAACAGGAAAAAUAGUACAAUUAUUGUGAACGAUAAUGAUGCAAUCGAAGGUACCAUUGUGGCCGGAGACCUAACAAUUUUAUCCAAAAGAAUAGAAGAAAUGAAAGAAGAUGGAGUUUGUAUUGUAAGAUCUGAAGAACCCGUAUUGCUUUCGGUCGUUCAAAAGUUGGCCGGUUUUCCAAAAGGAAGCGUUGAUUGUUCAGCUUUAACUCCAUUGAUUCGAGAUCAAUUUCCAGAGUUGUUAUCCGCAUAUUCCGCGCCACUUACCGAAGAGAAUUCCGUCAUUUCUAGUUUGGAAAAGUCCGAAGCCUCGCUUUUUUCUGAACCUAAUUCGUGGGUAAAAUUUCCUAAUCAGAUGGGCUACAAGAAAAAAAUAUACGCGUUUGUGGAAGUGAAAAAAGAAAUAUUUGUUCCUUUAAUGAACACUUCUAAAAAUUGGCUAUUCGUUUCAAUUAAUUCUGUCACAUUGUUCGGAUCCAACGGUCAUAAAUUUCAAGGAGCGAAAAAAAAUGGCGUAUGGAACACUUGCGAUUUUGCUUUUCUGUCGAUGAAAGACACCGUCAUACCUCCAGGGACAAAAACUGAUUUUCUAUUGACUUUUUCAUUUAAACAAUUUUUCGGGAAAAGCAUUCAAACGAGGGAUUUAGAAUUAAGAGUGAAUAAUGUCAAUCCGGUAAACAGUUUGAACAUCAUCCCUAAGGAUAUGAUUAAUUUCGGACAUAUUGCCGAUCAAUGUUUCGAUCAAAGAACCAUUCAAAUAACUUUUGAUGGAAUAUCCGAAUUACCUUUCGUACAAGAAGUGACGAAUCAAAAAUUUAGUUUUUUUUUUAAAAAAGGAGAAAAACAACAUUUGGAUUUUGUUGUCGUUUUUCAACCGAACGUUCAUUUGAACAGUAAAGAUAAAAAAAUAGAUUUUAAAGGAAAUUUAAUAAUAAGAUUGGGAACGGAUACGGAAUCCGAUGGAAUAUUAGAAACGAUACCGAUAAAAGGUUCCGUGAGUUCACCAAAAUUUUUCAUGUUUUCAUCAUGUUCGCCAUUUGUUUUCAAAUUAUCGGAAAGAGGAAAAUCGUUGUUUCCUUUGAAAAAUGUCGGACAAUUACCCAUCACUUUUUCGAUAAAAGUUCAAAACGAAGAAAGUAAAAAAGAAGAAAACGAUGGGAUUUUUAUUGUACCGAAAUCAUUUUAUUUACCCGCAGGAGAAGAAUCGGCCGUGAGCAUAACAUUUAAUUCGAAAAUGAAAGAAAAUUCGAUAAAAAGAUUAUUGAUUUUUACAUUAAAACCCAACGGUCGAGUACAUUACGAAGUUGAAUUAAUCGGUCUAGUCAGUCCCAGCGUGAUAAGCAGAUCGAUAUCCGGUUUGUCAAAUUGUAGCGAAUUAACGAAAUCAUUUUCAAAUACCGAAUCGGUACCCAUAAAAUUACUCACGACAAUGCAAUCGUUAAGUUGGUUAUCGGUUCCCCUCGAUAAUGAAAUAAGGCAAACGUUUUAUUUGAAAAAUGCAUCCGAUAUAACCUGUAAAGCUCGGAUAUCAUUUAAAAACGAUUCAGAAUCAUUUAAGUUAAUUAAUGAAAAUGGAGAAAAAGUAAGAAAAAUGUUAAAAGUUUUAAAACCCAACAUUCCGUAUUUAUUAACAAUAUCUUUUCGUCCGGAUUUCACAGGACCACAUCACAACGGAUUAUUAAUACAAACAAAUCAAAUAAGCGGAAAAAAAGUGAUUUUAUUAAACGGAAUGGGUGGAUCCCCGAAUUUGUUCAUCAACAACAUAAAAUCGGAUUUAAACGGAGCGAAAAUGAUCGUUUUGCAAAAUUCAUCAAACGCACAAUUUUUCAAUAGAAAUUUAGAAUUUAAAAACACGGGAAGAAUUCCUGGUUUCAUAUUGAUAAAAACAAGUUCAGAAAUGAUUUCUUUGGGUCAUAAACUUUCGGUAACACCCACCAGCUACGUCCUUCAUCCGGAUGCGAAAGUAACAGUUCAAAUAUCGCAAAAAUUAAAAAAUGAAGACAUUCGUCAAUUGUUGUCGGAUAAGGACAUGUGCAAAAUAGCAACACUUCUCGUGGUCAUGGGAGAUGAAGUGAGCAGGUUAAGAAUGAGAAGGUUGAUAAAAAGUGGAAAAGUUGCAGCAAACGAACAUACUAAAAUGUUAGCUUCGCCUUUCGAAAACGAAAAAGAAAUAAAUUUAAAAAAUUUCGAAGAUUCUCAGUCGUUUGGUUAUCAAUUUUUAAAAAGUUUAAGAGUUCUCGAAGCCGCUGUCGUGAUUGAAAGAUCAUCAGAAGUUAUAGAGCCUACAAUUGUGUUGGACGAAGAUGAAACAAUAACGGAUUUUGUAACGAUAUGCAGCAUCGCGGAGAGUAAUGUACCUUCCACGAUGUAA